UCCUUAAAGGAGACAUGUUUAUUGUCCAUAAUGAAUUGGAAGAUGGCUGGAUGUGGGUUACAAACCUACGGACAGAUGAGCAAGGUCUUAUUGUAGAAGACCUGGUAGAAGAUGUGGGAAGAGAAGAAGAUCCACAUGAAGGCAAAAUAUGGUUCCAUGGGAAGAUCUCCAAACAAGAGGCUUACAAUUUGCUGAUGACAGUUGGUCAGGUGUGCAGUUUUCUUGUGAGGCCUUCAGAUAAUACACCUGGUGAUUAUUCACUUUAUUUUCGGACCAGUGAAAAUAUUCAGCGUUUUAAAAUAUGUCCAACAUCAAACAAUCAGUUUAUGAUGGGAGGCAGAUACUAUAAUAGUAUUGCUGACAUCAUUGAGCACUAUAGAAAAGAACAGAUUGUUGAAGGGUAUUACCUGAAAGAUCCUGUUCCAAUGCAGCACCAAGAACAAGUGCUUAACGAUACAGUGGAUGGAAAAGAAAUCUACAAUACAAUUCGUCGGAAAACAAAGGAUGCUUUUUAUAAAAAUAUUGUCAAAAAAGGUUAUCUUCUGAAAAAAAGUAAAGGAAAGAGAUGGAAAAACUUGUACUUUAUAUUAGAGGGAAAUGAUGCCCAGCUUAUUUAUUUUGAAAGUGAAAAACGAGCCACAAAACCCAAAGGACUAAUAGACCUUAGCGUGUGUUCCGUCUAUGGAGUACAUGACAGUUUGUUUGGCAGGCCAAACUGUUUUCAGAUAGUAGUUCAGCACUUUAGUGAAGAGCAUUACAUCUUUUACUUUGCAGGAGAAACUCCAGAACAAGCACAGGACUGGAUGAAAGCUCUGCAGAUGUUUUGCAGUUUAAGAAAAACCAGUCCAGGAACAUCAAGUAAACGUCUACGUCAG
Pelecanus crispus (Dalmatian pelican) is the source of this 875-nucleotide messenger RNA. The record is from RefSeq and is a predicted model, not a curated record. NCBI's taxonomy places the organism in Eukaryota, Metazoa, Chordata, Aves, Pelecaniformes, Pelecanidae.